This is a messenger RNA of Alosa sapidissima (American shad), 4961 nucleotides long. It is a transcript of the gene ankrd27, whose product is annotated as ankyrin repeat domain 27 (VPS9 domain). The transcript is spliced from 29 exons. The record is from RefSeq and is a predicted model, not a curated record. Lineage: Eukaryota; Metazoa; Chordata; Actinopteri; Clupeiformes; Clupeidae. Gene Ontology annotation, biological process: neuron projection morphogenesis; early endosome to late endosome transport. Gene Ontology annotation, molecular function: SNARE binding; guanyl-nucleotide exchange factor activity. Bases 58 to 3534 code for a protein of 1158 amino acids. Gene Ontology annotation, cellular component: tubular endosome; plasma membrane; early endosome.
CCUUCCAUCCACCUGUCCUCAGUCACUCUUGCCGAAGAGCCACCUCCAUCCCCAGCUAUGAUGAUGAAGCUCUCUUUCCUGAUCAACCGGUUCAACUUUGUGAAGAUGCAGCUGCUUUGCCUGGCACAGGCCUUCUUUAGCCGCUUUCAAGAAGACACUGAGUGUGAGUUCCCUAUGGCUGUGUAUGAUGAGAACCUGCUGAGGAACCCUUUCUACCAGGCGCUAGAGAAACAGAGGCCAGACCUGUGCAGCCGCGUGGCAGAGGUGCAUGGAAUUAUCCUGGUGCCGUGUCAGGGAAGUCUGCAUGUCAGUACAUACACAGCAGCCCAGUUUGAGGGGUACGUUCUACAGCCCUCAGAGCAGGGGUACCAGACCCUCGAUGGGAAGGAAGUCUCCAUCCAGGACAACCAGGUGACACUGGGAGCAGGAUUCCAGUGCACAGCCUCUGUGUCCAUCCUCUUUGAGGAGACCUUCUACAAUGAGAAGGAGCAGGCCUACAGCAUCUUGUGCAUUGCCCGGCCCCUGGAGGCCCACCAGAGGCCAGACACGAGUGCUGUCCAGACACAGGCACAGUACUGUUUGAAGAAUGUGGAAGACGUUAAGGAGUUUCUGGGUCGCCACGCGGAGAGGCUGGACAAGUUCAUUGCCAGCUUCGGCCACAGCUUCAAGGAACAGGAGAGGAAGGGACUACGCUACCACAUAGACUCGGUGAACGCGCUGUACACAAAAUGCCUUCAGUGCUUGUUGAGGGACUCACGUCUGAAAGUGCUCGCCAAACAGGAGCUCCAGAUGACCCUUCUGAAGCAAGCAGUGGAGAUGUACAUACAUCAUGGUAUCCAUGAGUUCAUCUUUAAUUACGUGGGAAGUCUUGAAGCAAGUCAGGAUGCUGCGUUUAACAAAACCACGCGAGGACUGCAGGAUCUGCAGCAGAAAGAUCUCGGUAUCAAAUCUGAGUUUAGUAUAAAUAUCCCACGAGCGAAGCGUGAGCUGAGUCAGCUCAACCGCUGCACCUCCCCUCUGCACAAACUCCUCUGCCUGAGGAAGGUGGCCCUCACCAUCAUGCAGUCCCCCAGCCCUACAGUAAGCCUAGAUGCCAUCUGUGCAGAUGAUCUGCUCUCGGUCAUCCUCUACCUGCUGGUGAAGACAGAAAUCCCAAACUGGAUGGCCAAUCUGAGCUACAUCAAGAACUUCCACUUCUGUAACUCCACUAAGGAUGACCUGAGCUACUGCCUGACGUCGUUUGAGGCGGCCGUGGAGUACAUCAGCCAGGGCCACCUCAGCCAGGGCCUCACGGGCCCUGGGGAUCUCAAUAACAAGCUGUUCAUCAGGCAGAAGAUGAAUCUGCUCUCCCAGAAUGCUGCUACAUCCAUAGACUAUCUGUUUGAGCACGUUGCCAGUGGCAACGAGGUGGAGGUGCAGCGUCUGCUGAGCGAGAGCGAGAGGGAGGAGGAUGGGGUCAAGAUGUGCCACCCGCUCUGCUCCUGUGACAGCUGCGAGCUCCGCCUGUCAGGGAGACUGAAUGACCCCUCCGUUAUCACCCCUUUCUCCCGAGAUGACCGGGGCUACACUCCUCUUCAUGUUGCUGCUUUCUGCGGUCAGUCUUCACUGAUUGAUCUGCUAGUGUCCAAGGGGGCGGUGGUCAACGCCACGGACUACCAUGCCCUCACCCCCCUGCACCUCUCCUGCCAAAAGGGCUACCAGGGAGUUACGCUGCUGCUUUUGCACUAUAAGGCCAACACAGACGCUCAGGACAACAAUGGGAAUACCCCGCUACACCUGGCCUGCAUGCACGGCCACGAGGAUUGUGUGAAGGCGCUGGUGUACUACGACUUGCACAACUGCCGCCUCAACAUCCAGAACGACAAAAGGGACACGGCGCUGCACAUUGCGGCGCGCUGGGGCUACGAGGGCAUCAUCGAGGUGCUGCUGGAGAACGGAGCCUCCACCGCCAUCCAGAACAAGGCCAAGGACACGCCGCUCCAGUGUGCCCUCAACUCCAAGAUCCUGGCCCUGUUGGAACACACACAUAAUAGCAACCAGAGGAAGGAUGGCAGCAUGGAGUCCCCCAGUCGCUCUCCUCAGCCAUCUGACUGCAGUAGCCGGCGCUCAUCCAUCUCCAGCUCCUCGUCUCUGAGUUUGGAGCCCCGCCCAGAGCCGGACCGCACGCGUGACCGAGAGGUGGAGAAACUGCUGAGAGCUGUUGCAGACGGGGAUGUGGAGAUGGUGCGCUACCUGCUGGAGUGGCUGGAUGAGGAGCCAGAGGAAGACGAGCUGGCCGUGGCACCAGUCCAGACAGAGCUGUGCCACCCUUUGUGCCAAUGCCCGCAGUGUGAACCCACACAGAAGAAGCUAGUGAGUCUGCAGAGCAGUGGCGUGGGUGUGAACAGCAGCAGCGCGGACGGCUUCACGCCGCUGCACGUUGCCGCGCUGCAUGGGCGCGGUGCCCUGGUCUCCCUGCUCACCCGCCAUGGUGCCAACAUCAACGCCCGCAACAGCCAGGGAGCCACGCCGCUUCACCUGGCCUGCCAGAACAGCCAUGCACAGGUUAUAGCCUCUCUCCUGGAGUGUAACGCCAAGGUGAACAAGAAGGACCAGUAUGGGAACACGGCCCUGAUCCACGCGUGCCUUAAGGGACACUUGGACACAGCCACAAACCUGCUGAAGAGCUGUGCGUCCGUCAACCUGGUGAAUAACCAUGGCAACACGGCCCUGCACGAGGCGGUGCGCGGGGGUCACCAGAGCCUGGUGGAGCUGCUCCUGCAGGAGGGGGCGUGGGUGCACCUGAGGAACAAGAGGCAGAGGACCCCGCUGGACUGCGCUCAGGAGAUCGGGGGCAAGAGCACAGAGAUCCUGAAGAUGUUGCAGAGAGCUUCAGGCCAUGCCCCUGAAGCUGCAGACCCAGGAAAACUGCCCAAAGGAACUUUGGCGCAAUCAUUGGUGCACAGACUGAAACAGCAAGAAGAUGCAAACAACAGGAGGCAAGACCUGCUUCAGUCUUUACACAGGACUCCAAAGGCUGUAUCCCUAGACCGGACCAGAUCCAUAAUCAACUCCCCUCUUUUAAACAGGGCAGACAAGAGGAAACUGCAGAGGGGAGAGACAGUGGAGACCAGCACCCCAACGGCCACGGGUGCUGGGGGCCUCGCUGACUGCAGUCAGUCCUCCACUCCCCCACCGGACAAUGGUACCAGCAGGAGCAGCCUGACCCGCUGCCACACCAUCCACCAGGACCUCUCCAAGGACCCCUCUCUGCCUGACCACCCAAGCCCCACUCCUACCGACCUCUCUGAAGCAUCACCUGACCAGUCACAUGAGGCCCUACCCGACCUACCACCGGUCAACGGGGACACGAGGGAGGCCCUACCCGACCUACCACCGGUCAACGGGGACACGAGGGAGGCCCUACCCGACCUACCACCGGUCAACGGGGACACGAGGGAGGCCCUGGAUGAGGAGGAAGAGGAGGACCUGCAGCACAGGACCAAUGGGUCCCCAGAGACAGAAGCAACGUUAAAGGAGAUGGAUGACCUUUGACUUCUAAAUGACUGGGAAAACCUUUUGAGCCCUCUGCCCCCACUUGGUCCUUCCUGAGCUCUGGUCUGAGACCUGAUGUCAGAGGACCACCCCUGGUUGAGGCAUUGUAGGGAGCGGUGUAUGAAGGUCACCUGAUGCAGUAGGACGCCACAAUGGCCCAGCACGAGUACUAGUCUUGGCUUAAGUGAUUAACGCUGAGCACCUAAGGGAUUUCCAUACUAAGUAAUAGGCAAGAGGAUGGCAUAUUUGAGAGAGAGAGAGAGUUGAUAAGAGUUGAUAGAGACUUGAUAGAGGGCUUCACUUUGAGCACUUUUGAGUUCCAACUGUUUUAUCAUUUAUCAUAUCACCACAAGUUGAAAAGGGAAAUGUUCUUGGAAUUAGUAUUUGUGUCUUUAUUUUUGAUAACAAAACUUGUAAACUCCAAGGACAGACCUGACUAUAGUAUCAUUCUAGGAGCUGGAAUACUUGAUUGGUCUUACCGUGUAAUUUGCACAUGCAUCUGAAUAUUUCUUAUUAGUUGAUUUAAAUUUAAAAACCUUUUCUUGCUAUUAGUUUUCUUUUUAACACUUUGGUUCAGUUGAGAACCCUCAGAAGUUCUUUGGUCAUAAUGUUUCUAGAAGUAAACUGCUAUGCAUUUUCUUCCCAGUGAUUAGAAUGUAGUCCUUGUCUUCGCAUUCAUUUUAAAAUGUAAUUUAUUUCUGUGUCAGCAUUUUGUCUACUGUUAUAAAUGCAACAGUUUUGUUCCUGUUGUGCAUCAAGAGCUUCCAAGACAGCAAUGUCCCAGUGCACAUCUACUCCUAGUGACACGGCUACGAAGUGCUUUGUUCCUCGAGAAAGGCCAUUUUAACACCAAAUUGGAAGCAGUAGAGCAGUAGAACCAAGUAAAAUAAAUAAUCCCAGUAUUGCAAGCUUGCAUUGCAUGCAAGUAAAUUGUCAUUACUUCAUUAUGGCUGGGUUUUGAGGUUUUUCAGGUCUUGUAAGCUGUUUCUGUUAUCUGGAUAGAUAAGCACAUAAUGACUCACCUAAAAACAUCUACACAACAUGUUUUACUGAGUAUAAUGUAGUACCGGAUUUGAGAUAAGGGGGUAUAAGGACCUGAACAACACACCCUCUUACCAUUGCACUCCCUCACAUAAAAAAAAAGACUUGCUGUACUGUAGUUGCACUCCUACUCUGAGCGAUUGUCUACACUUUAGAUAGAUAGAUACUUUAUUGAUCCCUAGGGGAAAUUCAAGAAAACAAGAUCUCUCAACUCUAUGUACCUGCUUUGUUGUGUCCUGGUGCUUUUUUGCAUCUUCAUUAGGAUUCUGGCCUAGAAAACCUUGCUGGAAUUUCCAACUUUGCUGCUCACUGUUGUGUUCUCUUACAGCUUCACAGAAACACAGAAAAUGUAUCUGUGUAGCAAUAAAGAUGUGUAUUCACCAUGA